Talaromyces atroroseus is the source of this 1311-nucleotide messenger RNA. RefSeq lists its product as hypothetical. Lineage: Eukaryota; Fungi; Ascomycota; Eurotiomycetes; Eurotiales; Trichocomaceae. The coding region runs from base 1 to 1311 and encodes 436 amino acids. The transcript is spliced from 4 exons. The record is from RefSeq and is a predicted model, not a curated record.
AUGAUUUUGUCUGUUUGUCGUGACCUCAGCGCGAAGAGUAGGGGACAAAACACCACGAUCGACUGCCUUAGCGUUCAAGCGUUCCUCCAGGGUGUCGCACACAAAGCCGCGGGCAUCAUGGACAUACUAGGAUUUAAAACGUGGGUUGGAUUGGGGAUUUUGGCCAUGACAUCUGCCUACUGGGGCUAUUCAUAUUACACAUCCAUUGCCAAUAGGCGUAGACGAAGAUUAACGGUUUUGUUUCCCAAGGACUCCGAAAAAGUCGUACCUACUCAGAAUACACCCAAAGCCUUCAAAUAUGAGCCUGCAUAUGACUUUGACUGGAGGAAAACCAAGCCAGAACAAUUCCGGCCCUUUAAACCUAAAUAUCAUCUGACAAUGGCAAUCGAAAAUCUUGAUCCUAAUCACCUGAUCUUGUUCGAUGAUACAUACGAGACCCGACUGGAAAUCCGUAGAGCGUUGCUCAAGGAACACAACCAACAGGUGGUCGGUAUUACAGAUGAGAACGACGCACGUCUCACUGCUACAAUCAAGGAGCUCUACACCGCGAUCAUGGUGGAAUAUCUCCCGAGUCGGUAUCCAACAAUCUUCAAAAUGACAACUUGUACAAUGAGCCCAUCAAGCUCGAUUCGGAACCUUGUUACUGGCGAAGUCUAUCCUGCGAAAUUAGCCGAAUUCGCACCAGUGAGACAAGCACUUGAGCUUCUUGCGAAGAACGUCGAUGAAGAUUUUUUCAUUCUCCUUCCCAGAUCACACUCGGAAAGCUCGAAUACAGAAGAGGAUAAACAGACGACAUACAUUCUCCAUGCAUAUGCUGCCUGUUUCCCUUCGGGAUUCCAACCGGCGCACAAGAUAGGAAAGAGUCUGUCAUCGAUCCAUGGUCCGCUCCCUGGAUACAAAGAAAAGCUGGAGAAGAGUAUGGAUCGGUUUUUCAGAAAGCUUCCUGUGGGAAAGUACGUUAAAAGGGUAAACUGGAGCAUUACCGUGGAUGAAGGACUGUAUUCAAACUUCGACAAGAGCGGCUUUGCCAUGUCCAGGAAAGCAACGGGAAUGACGAUGGAUGAUCUUGACUUGAACAGGUCAUUCCUUCGCUGCGAGCGCCAAACACUCCACCGACUCCCACAGUCCAAGGCGAUCAUCUUUGCCUUCCACACGUACCAGUAUCCGCUCCAGCAGAUCAAAGCAGAGGGACUUGGGGAACAGUUAGCUAUCGCUGUGGACGGCCUGAAACUGGGAAAUGCACCAGAGAUAUACACGUAUAAGAACGCUCCGAAAUGGGCGGAGGCUGUCAAGCAGUAUAUGAGAAGCUGA